AUGGACGAGGUUGACCAGAAGCAGCCCCAUACCCCGAACCCCUCGCCGGACAGUGAUGACGAGUCGCCUCCCCUCGCCAUGAAGCUUGCGGCGCAAAACGGCAAGCCUCCGAUAUCCUCCGGAUCGCCCUGGAAGCGCAAGCAAAUGAUUGACGUAAAUGCGCACGGCAGUCUCGACUUGAGCAAGCUGUCGAUGCGACGCAAUUCGAGCUACGGCAAGCUGCCCCCCGAGGCACCGGAGGCGAAGGUGUUGGUCGUUUACACCGGUGGCACCAUCGGGAUGAUGCGGAACGAGAAAAAUGCUCUGGAGCCGCGGCCGUAUGAGUUCGUACGUAAGAUCCGCCAGUACCCGAAUAUGCACGAUGACGCGUACGCAACGAAGAGGUACGGGCCGGCGAAGAAUAUGGCACCGCUGGUGCUCCCGUACGUGGAAGGCCAGCACCGACGCAUCCUGUACCAGAUUUCCGAGUACGAGCCGCUGCUCGAUUCCUCCAACAUGGGCAUCGCCGAUUGGGUGCGGAUUGCAACCGACAUCCGACAGUCGUACGAGUUCUUCGACGGGUUCGUUAUCCUACACGGCACGGAUACGCUGUCGUACACUGCGUCCGCCCUGUCGUUCAUGUUCGAGAAUCUGGGCAAGACGAUCAUUAUCACCGGCUCGCAGAUACCGAUCUUUGAGACGCGCACCGACGGGAAGGACAACUUCACGUCCGCACUCAUCCUCGCCGGGAACUACGUCAUCCCGGAGGUUUGCGUGUUCUUCAACAGUCGCCUGUUCCGAGGCAAUCGGACGGUGAAGGUGAGCAGCGAGUCGCUGGACGCAUUCAACUCACCGAAUUCGGCUCCGCUCGCCAAGAUGGGCAUCAACGUGGAGGUGGAUUAUCGCGUCAUCUUCCGGCCGUGCACGGUGGACAAGUUUACCGUGCAUCUUGAGAUGGAUGAAAACGUUGGUCUGUUGCGGCUGUUUCCGAGCAUUUCCGUCGCAACGGUACACGCGUUUCUGCAGGCACCUAUGCGGGGUGUAGUGCUGCAAACGUACGGUGCUGGUAACUUCCCGACGAACCGGGCGGACAUGAUCGAGGCACUGAAGGAGGCCAGUGCACGCCAGGUGCUCAUCGUCAACUGCACCCAGUGUAGCGAGGGCUCCGUGUGUGACCUGUACGAGACGGGUCGACAGUUGCAAGACAUUGGUAUCAUUCCCGGGUACGACAUGACACCCGAGGCGGCCCUUGCCAAGAUGUCCUACGUGCUAAGCAAAGAGGAAUGGGAUUGGGAAAUGAAGAAAAAGAUGAUGAAGAGCAAUCUUCGGGGUGAGCUGACCUGUGAAAAGCCACCGGAAAUGCAGGAGUACGAUCUCAUCGAUGCCGUGGCCCGUACGCUGCAUCUGACGUCAACCAAGGAGCUGAGCCAAUUGAAAUCGUCCCUAUUUCCGGCGAUGGUCAACACGGCGGUGUUAGCAGGAGACAUUGCCAAGCUGACGAAUUUGAAGGGUUACGGAGCGAACAUGUCGGCAGAGAACUACGACCGCCGGACGGCCCUGCACGUCGCUUGCUGCGAGGGCAACAUCGAGAUGGUACAGUAUCUGCUGCAGCAUGGUGCAGCCGUGCACAUACGCGACCGUUACGAUCGAACUCCGCUAAUGGACGCGAUCAUGCACGAUCAUCACCAAGCGAUCCGGCUGCUGAUCAAAUGUGGGGCCCAUCUGACCGGUUCGAUACGGGCGAUCGGUGAUGGGCUGUGUGCGGCUGCCGCACGUAACCAACUGACGCGCCUCGAAUCGUACCGGGUGGCCGGUGCCGACCUGUCGCAAGAGGAUUCGUGUGGUCGCACCGCCCUACACCUUGCUGCCCUGUAUGGACAUGUGGAGGUGGUACAGUAUCUGCUGAAGAACUACGCCGAAGUGAACGUGCCCGACUAUCUCGGUCUGACACCGUUGGACUAUGCGAUGAAGGUGAAUGCCGUGCCGGUGGUAGAAGUGCUUGAGGCUCGCGAUGCCGUGCGGGGGGACCAGUUGUCUUUCGAUGUUGACAAACGUCCAGCAAUGGAGGAUUCGUUCGAUUAAGGCGAACCGCGGACAGACUUCUGUAGGAAUAUGAUUGUGAUAAUUCGGAUAACGGAACAUACGGAAUGAAAUGCCAUGAGCAGACUCCAUUAUAUGUAUAUUGAAUGAACAACUUUUUUUUAUCGAAUCGUUGAUGAGCGGAUGUGUUGUACUCUCGGGAAUAAGGCCAUGAGCAGACUUCAUUGUAUAUUGAAUGAACAACUUUUUUAAUCGAAUCGUCGAUGAGCCGAUGCGUGGUAAAGCCGGGAAUAAGGCAAAUGAUUAUCCCACGUUGUGCUUAACAGUGCAGCCGAAGAGAUUUAGAACAUGUAGGGCCCAAUCAAUAAAUGU
Molecule: messenger RNA, 2391 nt
Organism: Anopheles coustani
Lineage: Eukaryota; Metazoa; Arthropoda; Insecta; Diptera; Culicidae
Product: L-asparaginase-like
Exons: 4
Coding region: 1-2061 (686 amino acids)
Biological process (GO): amino acid metabolic process
Molecular function (GO): asparaginase activity; protein binding
Source: RefSeq, a predicted model, not a curated record